This is a messenger RNA of Rubroshorea leprosula, 716 nucleotides long. The record is from the annotation of a GenBank genome assembly. Lineage: Eukaryota; Viridiplantae; Streptophyta; Magnoliopsida; Malvales; Dipterocarpaceae.
AUUUAUCCAUAAUUUCUUACUGAAAAGGAACCACUUAUGUCGUUGAGCAUGGAGAUUUAUGUUGCCUAUUGUCAUCUGACCGUGCCUGUGCGGGUACCGGUUACUGCAACUGUUCUUGAUCUCAAACUGAAAAUGGAGACAUACUUAGGUUUGUCAGUGGACAAGCAAGAUGUGUUCUUAGGACCACAGCCGCUCCGGUUGGAAGAUGAAAACGUAUUGCAAAAUAUCUGCCAAGUUCGUGAUGGCAGUACCGUUUUUCUCAGGCUGAAGCUCCAAGUUUGGGUGAAGACGGAACUCGAAAGGUAUGGACUAGUAGUUUAUACGGACAACAACGUGCUCGCCAUGAAGAAAAGGCUGGGGGAAAGAUAUGGCCUUAAGGUAGAAAAUAGGAGGUUGGCUCUUCUUGAUCCAUCCACAAAUGGGCUCCUAGUUUUGGACGAUCGCACCGUUCUUCAUACUAUCAACAUUCAUCUUAGGGAAGGUAUUGAAUUUCUUUUGCUGUGAUGAAUUCAAUUAUUUAUUUAUUUAUUUAGAUUAAUUGAGCUUAUAAUGUGGUGAAGCAUGGUAACAUUAAUUCUUGGAAGAUAUUUAUCUCAAUGGUAUGGAAUCCUAUAUUUAUAGCCUAAUAAUCUGUGAUGAUUUAGUACUUAUCAAUUACUUGUAAGGAAUUUUUGAGGUUAUUACUUCCAAGGAAUUACUAAAAGAUUAUAGUUAUA